GUCAAAACACAAGUUCCUUCAAAAAGCAAAUUUCUUAUUGAACCUCUAUUUCUCAAUCAUGCCUCCUCUAAAAAAGACGAAACCCCAACAAAAACCCACGAGACGUUCAGGACGAGUGCGACCAGCAGCCCGACGCGCUCAACCGGAUAUCGCCCUUGAAGCAACCCCAGCACUUGGAGCUUCUACAAAUGCGACGGAAUCAACUCCUGGUUCAAUACAGAAUUCUGGAUCUGAGAGAACACCGAAUGCGACAGCACAAUCUUUAAGCGCUAAUUACUUCGCGCAAUUUCCAUCCAUUCCGUCAAAUGGCCACGUCUUAGCUCCCAUCUACUCCCGGCCGGUAGUACUAGAAGAAUUUACUAUUUUCAAAGAUCUUCCAAGAGAGAUCCAGCUGAUGAUCUGGGAAAAAGCUGUCGAUUUUAACCCGCGAAAUGUUCCAGUUGGAAUCAUGCCACAGUUAGGGCCAGGAGGAUUCAAGUUUCGAACAGAUAUUCCUAUUCCAGAGGGAUUCAUGGCGUGUAAAGGUUACUAUGAAGCGGCCAAGAAACGCUAUUGUCUGUUGAACGAUCGCCUAAAGGCUAACGACAUGUCCAUGGUGCAACAUCUUCCAUCUAACUUCUGGUUCAAUCCUGCGAUAGAUAGAUUUUGUCCUGUUCAGGAAUGGAGCCCUCACAACUUCGAAGUUGGUAUCAAACUUUUCUUCCAAAUCCUCCGAGUUGCGAAGAUUGCGAUUAGUGACUACACAACUGAUGAUGCUCAUCAUAAUGGCGAGACAUGGCAGAAAUUCUUUCAUGCCGGAGGGACCUUGAAUUGGAGCCCAUAUGUCAAAGAAAUAUUUUACUACAUCACAUUUCAACGUCUAAACACAGACGUGGAACUGUCCUUCGUACCUAACAACAGGUCAUCAAAAAACCCGGGUAGAUUCUAUUUACAGAAAUUUGUACAUCACACCAAGCAUUGCAAUCAAAUAGAAGAUGCCAAGAGCGGAUACAGAAGGCUGGCCGAACUUCAGGCAUAUCAGAAGCACCAAGAUGACGCGGCCGAGAGAGGGGGUAAACCUAGAGUUAAGCUCACUACUGUUCCCCAAUGGCUAUUUGAUGUUGAAAGCGGUUGGUCUGUUGCACAACCGCAGUUAAUGAUCGAGACGCGUACCUUCACAGCUCGUAGGCUCAUAAGUCUCAUGUUUGAGUUGCCAGAAUGGUGAUAGGUACCGACACGAUGACCUUGGUUGAGCCUUUUGGAGUCUUUGGGCUUUGGGGUUUGAUAUUUUGAUUCUGUGUUACACGAUAUGUUCGUGUUGUAGAUAAUGUGUUUCUCAUACGUGGAUGGCUGUACAUAGGGACUAGUUCAUAAGUUGUAUUUUACUACAACUCUCUUGUCUCUAGCCUUCAGUCUAGUUCGAUGCUAAAAAUUGAAGCUGGUACAGAUCCAAAGUUUUUGGAUGAGAUUUCAGGAGUAUAUCGGUAUGGAUAUAGUAUUGGUGUAUUUGGUCGGUGGAUGUAGCAGAGUAUGCAGUUUAUAGAAUUUGUACGGGAAAGGGCGGAAUAGAAGAAGGGUAUUUUCGAGGAAACAUUUAAUUAAUACGAUCAUAUCUACCAAUUCAAUGAUUGUUUUGGCUGGAAAGUUA
Molecule: messenger RNA, 1627 nt
Organism: Botrytis cinerea B05.10
Lineage: Eukaryota; Fungi; Ascomycota; Leotiomycetes; Helotiales; Sclerotiniaceae
Exons: 1
Coding region: 59-1204 (381 amino acids)
Source: RefSeq, a predicted model, not a curated record